Arabidopsis lyrata subsp. lyrata is the source of this 1638-nucleotide messenger RNA. RefSeq lists its product as uncharacterized. Lineage: Eukaryota; Viridiplantae; Streptophyta; Magnoliopsida; Brassicales; Brassicaceae. The record is from RefSeq and is a predicted model, not a curated record. Bases 246 to 1433 code for a protein of 395 amino acids. The transcript has 2 exons.
CGAGUCUCGGAGACUAUUGAUAAACAGCCUGGAAAUGCAUUUGACAAAUUCAUCCUUUAUAAGAACAAUAUAAUUAAAUUGAAAUAACUAAGAAAACACAUAUGUCACCUAACAAAUCUACGCGCAACAUUUCAAUUUAAUGAAAUGGUAAUACUUGGAGAACAAAUAAUAUACAAGAAAAUAUCAUAUAAAUACUUAUACGAUCAUAACAAAAUCUCACCAAAGAAACGAAGAAGAAGAAAAAAAUGGAGUUAUUCACCAAAGGAACGGCCGUUAGAUUACGGAGCUGUCACGAAAAAUACAUCUACGCCGUCGACGAUGAAAAAACCGUCCGUCAAAGCUCUGACGGAACGUCACGGCAAUCGUUAUGGACGGUGGAGAUGGUGCCACGUAAACCCAAAUUCAUCCGUCUCAAGAGUUGUUACGGCAAGUAUUUAACGGCGAGCGAGUCGUCGUUUCUUCUGGGAAUGACCGGAGCGAAAGUCAUCCAAACGCCGCCGUUUCGUCAAGCGGAGCACGAAAGCGACUGGGAGCCAAUCAGAGAAGAGUCAACGGUCAAACUCAUGUCGUGGAACGAGAAAUAUUUACGUGGAAACGGAGGAGCUCCGCCGUGGAAGAACUCUGUGACGUGUGAUCGUGAGCCACAUAUUUCAGCGACGAAGAAAUGGAUCUUGUGGUCUGUGGAGCUCGUUGAGAAUCCUGAUAAGGUUUUGUUUGCUGAUCGUUUUUCAUCACCGGCUUCGAGUUUUAACUCGUCGGUCUCCGAUGGGUCAAAUCACGGGUCACCGGUUCAGAAAUUACCUACUUUUGGAUCUUCUGAAUCUAUCGGGUCGGAUCCUGGGUCACUUGCUUCGGUUUCUUCUUCUAAACUUAUGUUUACUCCGUCAAGGUCGGGUACAUUGUCCCCAAAACCAACAGAGAGGAAAAGUUCGAAGAAGAUAAUUGUAGAAAAUGUAUCAGCGAUGGAAAUAUUCCGGGAUGCGAAAUCGGUGCGUUUACGAAGCACCGCACACGAUAAAUAUAUGACUGCUGAUGACGACGAAGAGAGUGUGGUGAUGGGCCGAACCGGGUCAUCUAAAGAAGCUCGAUGGAGAGUUGAAAUGGUACCCGGAUCCGAAAAGGCGAUCCGGUUAAAGAGCUGCCACGGUGGAUACUUGACGGCGUCGAAUGAGCGGUUUUUGUUGGGAGCGACGGGGCAUAAGGUGGUGCAGUCUAGGAAGAUUCGGGCCGGUGAGCCGGCAGGAGAGUGGGAGCCGGUGAAAGAAGGUUCAAAUGUUAAGCUGAGGAGUAGAAACGGCGGGAAUUAUUUGAGAGCCAAUGGGGGAGUGCCACCUUGGAGGAAUACGGUUACACAUGAUUCACCAAACCGGAGUGUUACGCAGAAUUGGGUGGUUUGGGACGUUGAUGUGGUCGAUAUUCAUGGGACAGGUUGAUUCAUGACUUUAAACUCGUCUUGAGACUUCAUCAUUUUGUUUGCAACAUGAUUAAUGUUCAUAUUUUGAUUAUUGGUUGGGUGUCACUGGAAUGCGUGUUGGAAUUUGUAAAAAAAGAUUCAGCAAACACAAAGUUGCGACGCUUGUAUCGAAGAAAUCUUUAAUAAAUUUUGGGAUAAUCUUAAAAGAGUAUGACUUUUAGUCC